AUGCCACUAAGUUUAUUCAUCUUGUCUAUCGUGAUAUCUGAAAGCUCUUCAAUCAGUCGAGAUCUCCAAGUUACUUGCCCAGCAUCUGCAGUUUGUACAACUUGUAUGAGCUCUUCUUCAAAUACUUGGUUUGGAUGCACUGGUUGUCCGUCAGGUUUGUAUUUAUAUGAAGAUUUGUGUUGAAACGCUUGCCCGGUUGGAACAAGCCAAGAUGCAACAAAUGGCGUUUGCAACAUUGGAAACUUUAAUCCUAUAUGAUUUGACUUCGAUAAUUCAAAUACGCCAGACAGUUGAGGAUUAGUGCUCGACUGAGACUCGCCUUGUGCUAACGGGCCAUCUUAUGAUAGUGAGUAUGCUAGUUUUUAUUUUCAAAAAUGCUCACGCAUGAAAUAUGACACUCUCCUACCUUAUUACUACGUUAUUUCUGCUUGAAUUUAUUUGAAUCGUAUAAAUUCCUCUUGACUUCAGAUUUUUUCUUGAAAUUCUGAGUCUGUCUAUAUAAAAGACAAUUAUCUUGGAUUCAAUCAAUUAGUUACAGAAACAACUUCAUUUCCUACUAUAGCGUGGACCUAUUUUUGAGUCUCAAAGAAAUUUGAUGGGACCUAUCUUACCUUUUCAGUCUCUAUGAAUGCAAAUAAUCCGAUUUCAGCAACAACCUCAUGGGGCAGCGAUUAUUAUUUGCAUGAUUCAACAAGCACACUCUAUCUUGGUACUCCACCUUCAUCAGAAAAUAAAGAAGGGUUUACUGGGUUUAUGUAUGAUUUUGUUGUAACAUCUGGGUAUGAUGAUUCAUAUUUAAAUAUGGAUUGAACAACAUGAUGCGACUCAAGUUGCUCAGCUUGUCCAGCUCAAGGGAAUUGCCUUACAGGAUAUGGGUGCGGCAAUCUAAAUUGUGAAUACUGUGAAAACCAAGAUAAUAAUAAAUGAUUUGGGUGUACUAGCUGCACGGGAAGCAAGUUCUUAUACCAAGGAAUGUGCUAUUCAAUGUGCCCAUCAGGAACAUCGGAGGACUCGACACUAAAGGUUUGCACGAAAACAAGCUCCUAUGCAGUGUAUUUGCCAAUGUCUGAAACUAUGAGCACUUCUCCAUAUGGGUGAAAUCUAGCGACUGACGAUUCAAGCUCAAAGCCUCCAACUCCUGUUCUAAAUAAAGGAUACUUUUUUGACAUUUACUCCUACAUGGAAGCAAAUGUGCAACUUCCGGUCUGAACUGUUAUUUCUGGGUGAUUUUACUUUGAUAUUUUGAGCUCACCGUGGUAUAUUUUUAGUAUACAGAAUGGCGGUAAUUAUUUUCUUUUAAACCUAGAUUUUCAGUAUCCUGUGUAUCAAACAGCUGAAAAUAAUAAUAUUUUGGUCCAGUGGGAUGAAUGAGUUUAUAUAUAUGCCUCGCAGUCUACAGAUAACUUUUUAGCUUACUUCACAGUUACUAUAAAUAAUGAAGCUGCCUUUACAACUGUUUUACCAGUUUAUGAUGUGAGUGGUUAUUAUGUCUACGAUAGUUUUGAUUUGUUUAUUGGCCGUUUCCCAAGUUCUCUUGGAGGCAUAUAUGAAGGGUUUAGAGGGUUUUUGUAUGAUUUUAUUAUCUGAAGUGGCUAUUCGGCAAGCUACUUAAAAGCUGAUUAUAAGACAAGUGGCUGCAAAGGGGAUUGCUCAGCAUGCCCCAGCGGAAAUGUAUGUCCUAGCGUUGAUUGUGGGAUAAAUUAUAAUCAAUAUAGAGCUUAGUCUUAGUUUUACUCCCCCCCCUCCGUGAGUGAACAAAAAAAUUUUGUUCACUCACGGAGGGGGGUUAAUUUUUUUUUUUAAAAAAAAUUUAUAUAUAAAUUUAUAAAAAAUAUAUUUUUUUUUCGAAAUUUAAAAAAAUCCUAAUACGCAAAAAUUGGAAAGCAAAUAUUAAUUUAAUUUAUAAAAUUUAUGUUUUAAAGAGCAAUUCGUUUAAAAUUAAAUAGAAUUAGUCAUUAUACUAAUUAUCAUUUAUAUAUCAAAAAUUUUUUCCAUAAAAAAUUUUCUAUUAAAAAAAUUUUUGUUCACUCACGGAGGGUGGGUUUUGGGUUUUUUGGGCAAAAAAUGGCGAUUUUUCUAAUGGUUUUGUUCACUCACAGAGGGGGGGAGUUAGUUAAAUUUAUAGAGUAGUUCCCGGCCGGGACUGAAGGUCCUUUUCUUCUGCCUUUUGGACGCCUCGCUUGCUUUCCUUGCCCUGCUCCCAGUGUGCACCUAAGUGCCACAGGCUACCACUCAGCUCCUUCCGGUCAUGGGGCUUAGUCAUGCUAUCCCGGAAGUAGGCGGACUGGGUCACCGUGCUUCACGUCGCCAGACUAGGGUAGAGCUAGGGAUUAACUCCUUAGCUCUUGUCGGCUCUUGCUAUGCCCUCCAAAUUGGCACUAGCGGUCCCUAGAGGAAAAACCCAUUUUGCCCCAUGUCCUAUCGGGACGACCCUAGGAUCGUCAUUGCUUGACCGGGAGGGAAGCCUAGCCGGACACAAACUACCAGUACCCAUUCCAGACCUUUCCCUGGGCGGAUUGGCUUCAGGCCGCAGCAAGGUCCCCAAUCUCGCCCCAGUUCCGGGAGAGGACGGGUCGGUGUCGUCGCCAUUUUAUUUGUGUAAUCAAUAUAGAGCUAUAUCUUAAUCUUUAUCUUAAUUAGCAAAUUGGCAGAGUGCCUUAUUUUAUGCAGUCACCGAGGACCCCAAGAAAUUCAUCCGCUUAGCGACUUCUACGCCUAGGCAUGAUCGAUCGAGAUAAUAACCGGCGAGGUGCUUAAACCAUCUUCUUCUCUUGAUUUCGCCUCAUCGCCAGGACGGCUUAAGUGUGCACGAGGGAGUACGCCUUCUAUUUUCCGAUUAGGGCACCAGUUUUGAGUGGUUAGACUACAGUAGCUUUAUCCAGAAAAAAAACCUGAGACUAGCGGGUGCUUGAUACCAACAUCAGCAGCUAUAGGCAAAAAGGCUCAGUUCCUAGGCACAGGCUGCAACCCCUCGUGUCUCGAUGAAGGCCCGUCUUAAGGGUCCUGAAGAAAACUGUCAGUUUACCUCUUUUUCAGCCAUAGGAGCCAAGUGAAAAAACCUACCGGAUAUUAUAGGGCCAUAUCAGGCCUGAAUCUCGACUGACUUCUCGCCCACAUCACCUUGGCCAUAAGGUUGAGAAAAAUGCUUCAGAGAUCGGAUCCGCUUAAUACGUCAUUUUUAUGUAUCAUAUAUAACUAUAUCAGAAACAUGCCACUCUUGCUUUUUUGCAUCAUGCACCGAAGCAUGUGUUCGUGGCACUGAUUGUAUUCUUUGCAUACUCCCCUAUAAAGAAAUUUUUUAAAUACUAAAUAUUAAUCGUAAUAGUUUUGGAUUUUAAUUUAUUUUAUAGAAAUUAGUUUAAAUAUAUAAUUGAUAGAAUGAAACCUAUUUAAAUAAUAUUCUAGUUGAACUUUUCAAUUAAAUUAGGUUAAAAUUUAUAAAAAAAUAGAUUUUCAAAUAUAAAAUUCUCCUAUAGAAAAAUAAAUUUUGCUACAAUUUAAAGGGGUUAAAGUACCAAUUUGUUCCAAUUUAAAAGAGACAGGGAGCUAGAUAAUUGUUUAAGCUGCAGCUCUUUCUCAAUUUGCAGUACAUGCAAAACUGGGUAUUUAUUAGGGCCUACCUCAACCUCAUGUUUGAAACAAUGCCCUGCAGGUUCUUCAGAUAAUGGAUCAUCUCAAUGUGUAUUUGAUAGCAACUCUGGCUAUAUUUUUUCAUUCACAUUUGACCAAAUAAAAGGGCUAGUUUCUGAUGGAGUUCAUGGAACAAAUGUUAUGGCUGGAACUUCUAAUUCUUUUUAUCCAAAUUAUAGCGAUGAUUCUCCUAAAGCAGUCAAAAAUCGUGGUUAUUAUUUCAAUGGCCAAUCUCUUAUGCAAUUUCCUUUAGGUGUAUCAGUCAUGUUUAAUUCUGAUUUUUCCUUAUCAAGCUGACUGUAUGCACCGAAUACUCAAACAGGAGUAAUUGUGUCUAAACAAGUAUUAGAUCCUGAUGUAAUUAUGAAAUUUGAAAUAAAUAGUGAUAAAAAGCCACAGCUAAUUUUAUAUCUAACUCUUGGAGCAGAAACUACAACAACUUCUCCUAUAAUUUCUGAUUCCCCAAUAGAUGGCACUCAAUGAUACAACUUGGCAUUUUCAGUAUCAUAUAGCACCCCGUAUUCUUCUGUCACAUUCUAUAAAAAUGGUGUAGCUUCCUCCACUAAGCUUACUCGUGGGGCAUUCAUAGACCUAAUUUCUGACUAUUCGAUAACAAUUGGGGCACAAAGAAGUAUGUCAAAUUUUUUCAAUUUUUUUAAUGGCUAUCUUUAUAGCUUAAAAUCUUGGAAUAUCGCAAAUAAUCCAACUACGAUUGAUGUAUCAUACUGUAGCUGUGGAAUAUGCCCAUCUACAACUGUUGGCUGCCUGCCAAAUCAAGGUAUAAGCAAGUACUGGGAUGGUAGCGGAUGGGUAAACUGUAAAUCAGAAUGCUCGAAUAUUGGAUGCGUCAGAGAUGAUACUGUUUGCAACCUAUGCGAAUCCCAGUCAUGCUUUUUAUGUGAUGACUGAACUGGCUGUCUUAUAUGAUGUGAUCCAAGCUGCUUAACUUGUGUUGGCCCUUCAUCUUCAGAAUGUGUGCUAUGUGCGGAUGGAUCAAGAAUUUUAGGUUCUUCUUACGGAUCUUGCGUAUGCACUGCUACCAAUCAGUACGUUAAAUAUGAAGAUCCAUUUACUUGUCAAUUAUAUACAUAAAAUGGCGAGCGAUGUCUGGUCCGCCCUCUGAGAGAAGGUACCUAUGCAUAUCUGGGCCAUGGUUUUUGGAACAAAGAGUUGGCCAGCAUAUCUGGCUUCCCGAAGAGAUAGGCUUAAGCUUUUUGUAGUGCAAUCCAAUGGGCACUUCCUUGAAAUUAUUUUUGCCAGAGCAUCUAAUCCAGUGGGCACCAGAAUUGAGCAAAAUGAAUCAUCUGCCCAAGCUGCUGUGGCUUGCACCAAAUCGCAGAAGCGGUUGAGUUUUUUUUUCAGGGAUAACCUGAAAAAAGAGGAGGCAAAUUAGAUGAUUUUAAGGUAGUCCCUCUAGCAAAGGGUCCCUUAAAUAGUGUGAUCUGACCAGAAUUAGGAAGCAGAAGAUGGCAUAUUAAGGGCAAAGGGACUGGCUGGAAUGAUGAUUCUCUGCAGUGGUCUGCGGACCAACAGAGCAACCCACUACCAAGAAAUCACAGGUUUCAGCCUGGGUUCAGAAGUACCAGAGGUGAAAGUCCACCCAAUUAACUUGGGCUGCCACACAACCUCUAACAAAGCUGUGCAGAAUGUCACUCAUGGAAAUAGAGACCUUUACUAUUUAGCAUUAACUAACUACUUGUGAAAAUUGUCAUUCUAGCUGUGCCAGCUGCAUCGGUCCAAAUUAUGAUGACUGUUUGCUUUGUGCAAAUGAAGAGAUUACAAUUAAUGAGUAUCAUGGAUACUGCGAGUGCCAAUCUAACCAAUAUUUAGCACAAAAAAGUCCAAUAGAGUGCGAAGACUGUGACCCUUCAUGCUUGACCUGCUCAGGCCCUGGAAUGUAUUCUUGUACAUCAUGCGAUUCAGGGUUAAUAUUGAAUGAAGAUGGACACUGUAGCUGUGGAUUUGCUGCUUUAGAGAAUUUCCAAUGCACUGACUGCAGCGACCCAAGCUGCCAGGCAUGCCUAAGCACUCCUGAAAAUUGUAUAUCUUGCUUUCCCCCAAAAAUUCUUCAAGGAAACAUUUGCGUAUGUCCUUUAGGAAUGAAAGAAUUAUACGGCGCAUGUAUUUCAAGUGAUAUAUCAGUCGAUGAAAAAUAUUCAAACAAAGUUGUAUAUCUCACUUUCAGCGAAAACUUAUCAGAAGUUCUAACUGAAUCAGAUUUAAAUCUUACAAUAGUUGACAACUACCAAGCGGCCACAUUUUUCGAAUUAGAGUUUAUUUCUCUUUCUUCAUAUCAGAUUUCUGUUAGCUUUAAUCCUUCAAAUUUGGAUAAAGGAACACUUCAAGUUUAUAUUACGUCCCCAAAAUAUGGAAUUUCUGGAUCAGCUAUACAGCAGCGUCUUUUUACCCAUAAUAUUUCAAGUUCAAAUGAUGAUAGCAAAACUGCAGAAAAUUUUGUAGCAAAUAUAUAGUUAAACUACACUGACUGGCAAGGGGUGAUUUUGGCUCGAAACUGAGCCAAAAAGCACCCCGUGCCAGUCAGUGUAGUUCACUAUAUUUCCGAGGACUUUUCAAACCAUAUUAACUUCUUUAUUACUACUUUAUGGUGGAGUGUCUUAUAUUAUGUUUAGGAAAUCCACUACAUUAUGAACAUAUGUCAACACUGUUCAGAUUAUUGCUUUUAUCCCUUUACAAAAUAUACAAAUCCCAACAGAUUUAUAUAAUAUGUUUAAAGGAUUUAUUUCAUAUACUUGGAUUCCAAAUUUAGGAGCUAUGAUUUAUGGGAGAUCUGAAGUAGGAAAUAUGCCGCUUUCAAGGUUUAGCACUUAUGGCUACAAGUCAGGAUUAUUUUUUAUAUCUGCAGGAGGUAUGAUAUUUUUGUCUCUUGUAUUUUUAACGAUAUGGAAUAUAAUUUGAAUUGUACAUGAAUUUAUUCCUAAUCAAAAAGUCAAAAUAUUGCUCACAUCCCCUCCAUUAGCAACCAAAAUGCUUUUAACAUAAUUUUUUUAUAAAAAAUUGUUUAAUAUAUAGUAAUAAUUAUUAAAUGAAAUCUCUAACACUAUUUAAAUUUGCAUUAUAAAACUAAAUUUUAUUAAUUAAAUUGAUUUUCCUUUCAAAUUUUUGCGAUAAGGAUUCAAAAUAUAAAUUUUAAAAAAUAAAAUUAGCCAGAUUAGAGUCAGUGAUAAAGUGCUAGUGAAUUUCAAGUACAACUGACUAAUUAGACUAUUGGUUGAAAUUUAUAUUCUAGCUUUCUGCGGGAUUGUUAUUGGAAUGAAUAAUUAUAAUGGAAACGACCCAGAUUUUGUGCUAGAUUUUAUUAUUGCAUGGAUUUUAUUUAUUUUGAGUUUAGCUAUGAAUGCACUUAUAUUUUUGAUUUUAAGGAAUAAUAAAGAAAAUAUUGUACUGAAAAAUGAAAAAUUCUACAAAAAAUUUUCGACACUGGUGGAAGUCUUUCAUUGUGAGAAAGGGAUUUUGAGUAUGUGCUAUUUUCCUAUAUUCUUUAUUAGAAGAACAGUUUAUGUUAUAUCUCUUUACAACUUGUAUGACUGGCCUUUGAUCCAAUCAAUUUUUAAUGCUUGUUGCUCAUUGCUGACGCUAAUCUUUUUGAUCAAAUUCAGACCUUAUAAAGAUAAUUUUGAUAAUAAGGCUGAAAUCUCAUCAGAAGUUUUACUCUUCUUUCUAAAAAAUAUAAUUUUGAUUUCGAAACAAUUUUAAAAUAAUUAUAAUUUAACCUAUUUUAUAGUUAAAUAUUAUUUUUAGAUCUUAAACAUAAUUCUUUUAUUAGUGAAAAUGAGUGAAGGGGCCGUUAGUUACUAUACUUUUUAUAGUAGUAAUACCAUUUAUAGAUACAAAAUUAUCUGUCUCUGCAAGAGAGACUUGCCAAAUCAUUGCGACUUCAGCAACUUUAAUAUUUCUACUAUAUAGUUACUAUCUCUUGAUAUUGAAAUUAAUUAGAAAAAUCAAAAAUCGGAAAACUGCUGAAAUUAAUACUAGAGAAGGGAUAGCAGUCCCUAAUAACUCAAAGGGUGAGCUUUCUUCUGAAGGCUGUGAGCUAGAGGGUUUUGGCUUAAAAUAA
Blepharisma stoltei is the source of this 7705-nucleotide messenger RNA. Lineage: Eukaryota; Ciliophora; Heterotrichea; Heterotrichida; Blepharismidae. The record is from the annotation of a GenBank genome assembly.